UAAAAUAGUAAUCUUAUUAUAAAAAUGAUUAUUGUUAUAUGAUGAUUAUCUGAUUUUAUUUUCUUCAAUCCAAUGCUUAAGAAUAAAUUUAAAAAAAUGGCCCGUGUUAAGAAUUGGUAUAAUCAAUCAAAAGCAGCAGCUUUGAUUUGGUUAAUUUCCUUAAUCACCUUUUACGCUCUUUUCCGUACAGCUUCUAAAUUUUCAUUUCCUAAUUCCACUACAGCAAAUAUUCCGCUUUUGAAUGGAGAGAGGUCAAGACUGUAUGACAGAUUGAGCAGGGAUUUGGAUGAGCAUGGUGCACUUUUUCUUAAACAGGGCGAGACAUCGCAGUCGCUGUUACUUUCUGAUCUCUUUGAUGUUAAGAAUGGAUCUGUGACACCUACAUUGAAGCGUGCCAACCCUCCUGUUCGGGCUAAUGUCCUGCAUAUGAGUACCGAGUAUUCGGUUCCUAUCUCGAAAGCAGUGAGGGACAUAUUUUCUCCAACCCUCAAUGAAGUGAUUUGGUUUCAGAAUUCCGCGCUCUACCAUUUUAGCAUGGUCCAUGCUUCAAACCACGUUAUACCCGUUCCUGCCUCAGAAGAGGAAAUCGAGGCUGAAGUAAAUGCUGUAAAAGCAGUUGCAGACACACUGUGCCCAAUGAAAAUUGUAUUGGAUAGAGUUGCUUUGACUUCUACUGGCGUGCUUCUCGGUUGCUGGCAGCUGAUCUCCGGGACAGAUCCUGUUACUAUUCGUUCUAAAUUGAGGAAUGCUCUUCCACAUGCUCCAAAAAAGCAACUUUAUGCUCCUGCCAUACUUCAUACAUCACUUGCAAGAAUUCUUGGUCACCCUAAAAUUUCAUCCAAGAUGCUUGAUAGUGCUUUAGAACUGCAACACUUUCAUGAGCUAGUAGCUCGUUUGAAUAAUCGCAUCCGUGGAACCAAGGCUACAAUUUCUGAGUUGUGGUACGUGGAAGAAUACGAUGUGUUGGCUUUGGCGCUAGAUGGAAAAAUGAAAAUACGUCGUUUCCAAUUUGGAUGUACAAAAACAUGAGAGUUUCUAAUAAUUUUUUGUUGUAUGGUAGUUCCCAAUGUUCUGCAGAGUCUAAUUGUAUCCAAUCUUGGUAGUAUGUAUCAGAUGUAAUUCAUGUGAAUAUUUUGGAGUAACCUAUUUGUGUUUUUAAUACUAGUGGUGGUCAAUGUUCAGAGUCUAGACUGGCUUAUGAGCUCUAAGAGAUUUAAAUUUUAGAAUCCAUAAUAGGCCAAUACCAUACUAGCAUAA
This is a messenger RNA of Erigeron canadensis, 1257 nucleotides long. RefSeq lists its product as uncharacterized. The record is from RefSeq and is a predicted model, not a curated record. The transcript has 10 exons. Bases 73 to 1029 code for a protein of 318 amino acids. NCBI's taxonomy places the organism in Eukaryota, Viridiplantae, Streptophyta, Magnoliopsida, Asterales, Asteraceae.